GGUACAUGGGCGUGGUUCAAGCCGGAAUCAUCCUUAGCCUGUUGUUGCUGACCACAUCUGUGCUCUGUUUGCUUCUGGAGGUAUGUCUCAAGGCUAAACACUUUCUCACCACACAACUGGUUGGGACUGGCACCAACUCGGCCACCACACAACUGGUUGGCACCGGCACUAACUCGGCCACCUCUCACCUGACUCGAGUCGACAGAGCAGUCUCUAUUGCAGCAGCAAUGGGAG
This is a messenger RNA of Candidula unifasciata, 234 nucleotides long. Lineage: Eukaryota; Metazoa; Mollusca; Gastropoda; Stylommatophora; Geomitridae. The record is from the annotation of a GenBank genome assembly.